CCAUGAUUCCAAGCGGCACUACUAUUUCCGCUCAGGGGCGCCAUAUUUGUUGUGAUAGUUACUUCCUCGAGAGGAACGGCAUUCAACUUUUAGUUAUGGCUGAUUACGACCAACAAAUCUCUAAAGAAGAAAAGCUUCGCAUUGCGGAUGAUUUUAUAAAACACGCCCCUCCGGGCGAGUUUAACGAAGUUUUCAACGAUGUCAGAGUGUUAUUUGACGACGAUCCGUUGUUAAAGAGCGGUGCUGCUAGCACAUUUGCAUUAUACAAUAAAGAACAGUUUACGCCUGUCAAAGUUGAAGGUGCCGAACACCAGGUGUUAGUUACAUCACAUGGAGAGCUACCAGAUGGAACUUUUAUUGAUCCAAAAUCAAAGUUGAAGUUUCGAUAUGAUCACUUAAGAAAGGAAGCUAAUAAUCCAGAAACAAUCGAAGUUGACAAAGAAGCUGAACCUUGGCGUGAACAGCUUGACAUCGAAUUUAGAAAAUACAUUCGAAGUCAUUAUCCCCAUGGGAUUUCUACGAUUUACGGCAAAAAUGUGAAUGGGAACAUUUCCUUAAUUGCGUGCUGCGAAGAUCACCAGUUUCAGCCGCAGAACUUCUGGAAUGGUCGACUGAGGGCAGAAUGGUCCAUAUCAUUCAAAGGUCCUGGUGAAACUUCCCAGUUGAAAGGAAUUAUUAAAGUACAGGUUCAUUACUAUGAAGAUGGCAACGUCCAGCUAGUUUCGUCCAAAGAAAUUACAUCGGACAUUAAAAUAACUAGUGAAAGCGCAACUGCUCGGAGUAUUGUUGAUGUUAUAGGAGUUGAAGAGGAAAAGUUUCAGAAUGCUCUAACGGAGAACUACAGUACAAUGUCUCAAACGACUUUCAAAGCCCUUCGGCGCCAGUUACCUGUGACUAGAACUCGCUUGGACUGGAAUAAGAUUGCUGGCUACAAAAUUGGUAAAGAACUGAAGACCACGUCAUAGACGCAAUCGUAAAUAAUAUGUACUCCAACAAACUUGAUUUAAUGAUUGACAUAUAUUCAUCCUAUAAUCAAUAUGCUCAAAAAUCGUCAUUUUCGCUCGAGCACGAUAAAAUAUGUUAAAAUUUUCAGUAUUUUUGAAGCAUAGCUAGUAAGUCCGAGAUUUUCGUCUAGCUCAAACUUGGUUGUUCAAAGUUCUGCUUUCAGCCUAAUGUUAAAAAUGUGUUAUGUUCUAACCACUAAACACACGCACAGUGUAAGAGAGAGGUACUUUAUGACCAAGAGGCAAAACUUGAAACGUUGAACUUGGGCAUCCAAGUUGGAGUUAGCUUUAAUAUAAUGUUGAGCCGUGUCCAUUUUGAACAACUAGUUCUUAAGCCCGUUUUGAGUUGGCGAAUUUGUUCGCGCGAUACAAAAGCAAAAUCUGUUUAACUGUACUGUUUGGCGGAAAGAUGCUUGCAUAAAAUCUGUGUGCUUUUUAAUAUCAGCACCAAAACUUAUUAAAAUUUUGUUCAUGCUUAUUUGUUAGUCAGCAAUAUCCCAAAAGUCUAAUCGACGUAAACGGCGUAUGCACAAUGAUUCAUUAAGGACUUAAGGUGUUUCUUGGUUCGCGCGCACAAAUUCGUCGUGUAUAGCUAAUUGUUUUAGAGAAGAACAAACUAUUCUCUAUUGUUUUGCAUGGUAGCAAUUUAGAAAUAAGAAAUUAUUUUAUUUCUGAGCCCGCCUUGUGUAAGUUUGUUGCUGAAUAUGUUGCCAAUAGUGUUGUAUCUUUUAAUUAGUUCGACUUAUGAAAUGGUCUGGGAGUUAUCAUGAAUAAUUACAGCUAUAAAGAUGA
This is a messenger RNA of Xenia sp. Carnegie-2017, 1796 nucleotides long. Its product is annotated as F-actin-capping protein subunit alpha-1-like. Gene Ontology annotation, molecular function: actin filament binding. Gene Ontology annotation, cellular component: F-actin capping protein complex; actin cortical patch. Gene Ontology annotation, biological process: barbed-end actin filament capping; actin cytoskeleton organization. The coding region runs from base 3 to 965 and encodes 320 amino acids. The record is from RefSeq and is a predicted model, not a curated record. Lineage: Eukaryota; Metazoa; Cnidaria; Anthozoa; Malacalcyonacea; Xeniidae. The transcript is spliced from 11 exons.